Molecule: messenger RNA, 1600 nt
Organism: Truncatella angustata
Lineage: Eukaryota; Fungi; Ascomycota; Sordariomycetes; Amphisphaeriales; Sporocadaceae
Exons: 1
Coding region: 169-1296 (375 amino acids)
Source: RefSeq, a predicted model, not a curated record
UUAGUUGAUAAGUCAGUAUGGAAGUCACGAUGAACGAACACAGUAUGUCUGGUGUUAGUCGUUGUUGACAUCGUCAUCCAUCAAUACCGCAUACAUUCAACACAGCUCACCGGCAUUCAUCCAUUCAUACAUACAGCAAACAUCAUAUCAGCACUUACUACGUUUACCAUGUCGUCACCAUCUGGUCAACCAAGACCAAGGAGGAAUUAUCGUCGUCUGGACUUCAUGAAUCAUGAUAACGAAGACGUAGGUACCAUCACCGCCGACACGCCACAGACGAGGAAUCGGCCGAACGAUGGUGGUCAGGCGCAGCAGCAAUCUCUCGAGCCGCAUAGCCAGCGUCAAGGUGACUGGACACCAUACACCCUGGAGAUUGCAAUGCUGCAACCAGUCGCUACCUGUGGAGUGGUCUCGACUCUGCCGUCCGAAGACUGGAUUGCAGAUUCGAUGGCGCGCAAUCCACACAUCGAGCCAAUCAUUGCCCCCUUUACAACCACAACAUGGCCAACAGGGUCCUUGCCGGUCCUGAGGCGUCCGACGACGCACCUCUGCGGCGUCAUGAUUGACAACACCACUCCAUCGCCCCGGAUUUUGCUCAUGCGGUACCCGCUAGAGUCGGAUAGGCUGCUCCCGCACCUGACACGGAUCGAAACGACACCGUCGGGCUCGUCGGGAUCUAGACAGGCCCCCACUUUUCCCUACUCAUUUCCCCAGACCGCGUAUGGAAAUGAGGAUGAUCUUACCUGUCUGCCCGAGGAUGUUUUGACGGCACGAAUGAGACAGAUCACCGGCCAUACGGUAAUCCCGCUCAUAGCCCGCUUCAUCGACAAGUACGACCGCACAGAGUACCAGCCGUCGAUGGUAGCGAAAACCUGGGCGAUGCAGACGUGCUUCGACAACCAACCAGAGCAGGCGCAGGUCACCGUCUCGUACUACGCCUGUAUCGCCCGUGAAUCAGAAGUCUUACCUUCUAUCCCAGUUUGGGAUUCAUUCAGCCACAGCCCGCACCCGAUAUGGGUCGAUAUCGAGACGUACGAUAAAGAUUUGGUGCAUCUGGAGUUCAAGGACCACAAGUUUCACCACCGGAGGAGGAUGGUUUGGUGGGCGAUAGAACAUCUUGUAUGUAGCGGGCUUCUGACAGAGGACCAGCUAGGCAACUACAAACAUGCGCGCCGGACGCUCAGGAAUCGCCUGUCAGCCGAUGUGAGAGAGGUAGGUUCGGGACUACUGAAGCCUGAGAUGAAAGAAUUGUUGGAGAGGUUUCAAAGGGAAGGGAGUUGGGUUCAUCACUACUAGAUGAAUUGCUAGAGCUGAAGGUCAGGGUGAUAGAAUAAAUAGACAAUGAAGGCUUGUGGCGAAGGAAUUAUUAGGUUAUUCUUCAUGAAUCCUCGAAAUUGAGAUUGUGCAUUCACUUAAAUAAGUAUUAAAAUUCGUUGAAAUGGGCGCAGGAUCAAUCGCGAAAGGCGAGGCGUAUACUUUCGAGAAUAGUCAAUGCACGGAGGAUGGGGCCGUGUCUUGGAUUAUAAUUAGGAAGCGGGAGGGAAAUUUUUUUUUAAAUGAAGUUGCAGAAUUAGGAAACGAUAUGCUGUACGUUUUCUAC